CAGUCAGUCCGUAAGGAGUCGUGCCGCCGUCCAUCAGGCAGAGCCAUAGAACGCGAGGGGGCGGGCUCUAUCCGAGUCCCCGCAUCUUGUCAUUGGUUCUAAGCCCGCAGUUGUAUAAUCUGCACAGAAAUUCGUGUUUAUUGUUCGUAUAUGCACGGACUAGGAUCGUGGAGGUGGAUUUUAGCCCAGCGGGGCGUUGUAAACUCAAUGUUCCACAUUCAUUGCAGCGCAUAGCAAGACGAGGAACUCUGACUGAACCACUACACCUCAGCUGAUAAUCCACCACGGCGAGAUAUCUGGUUUGUGCCUCACGAAGAUCAUCGAAGACGUCGCCAGAGGAAAACUCCUGCCGCUUCCUCCCCCUGACAAACAAAGCCGACUAGUAAAGCCUGUGGAUGGGAUCUGUGAAGUGAUUGUUAUUGCCAUACGUAACGUAGCGGAUAAUCUCCGAAAGCGGAGCACCUCGGAGCGACAUAGAGCCACAAUCUGGUGGCCUGGAGUAACAUCCUCAGGAUUUAGAUGCCAGCCGACAUUUUACCAUCAGGUUCCCGAUAGGAUGUAACUUGGAUUAUCCUGGACAGUGUUUACAUGUCCAAAAACAGGGUUGGAGGCACUAACCCCUAGUUACCCACAGAGCAUGGCUCAUGGGUGGGAUUCAUACUUUCCCAGCCUUCAGCCUCGGUCAUCAAAUCCUGGGACUGUAAAGAGGGCAGGAAAAGAGUCGGAAGGAGCCUUUUCCCAGCAUUCGGAAAAGUACAUGGGACAUCACAAUUUCUCAAGUACAGGUCCUGCUCAAGAAGCUCCAACUCAAAACUCAAACCACACAAACUAUUACUAUAAUAGCAGUAAUGAUAAUCCUAGCACGGACUGUGCUUAUCAGAGGUACUGUGAAGAAACUGAGUGGCUAGCUGGCAGAGAAAAAAUUGAAAAAAACUACAUGCAAAGGUGUGGAAAUAGCAGUUUCCCAGAUUUUGCUAGAGAUGGAAUACCAACAUCAAUAGAGUCUUCAUCUUUUGAACAAGCUGUUGAAGGACUUAACAAAGACUGUGAAAUUACUGCUGCUUCUUGUCUGGGAGACUACUCAAAUGUCCACAGUUGUUCUAAUCCGGACGCUAGUGAAACAAGACCUUCCUGCAAAUUCAUGUCAGGUAACAGGAUUUUGAAACAGAAACCUCACGACAUUUUAAAAUUUAGCGUAUCCGAAUGCUGUUUCUCUGACAGUAGAAAUAUGAAUUUUCAGACUGAUAACCAUUGCACUGGUUUAUCUGGGGCCGAAAAAAGUUUCCCAUCAAACAUAGCACCUACAGAAAGCCUAAUUGCAUGUGAGCAAAAUGACAGAAGUUUGGAUAAAAUGGUUAAAAGCGAUGCAGGGUACUAUCACUUUAAACCUAUAUCAUCUAUGUUGCUACCGGCAGAGAGGGAGAAUGAACAUAUUGACAAAUUUCAUGUUCAGAACGAUGAGGAAGCAAAGAGAGACUUGAAAGAAGAUCCAUACCCAAACUUGUCGAUGGCUGAUAACUUUCCUGGAGAUGGAAUUGGUCACUGCCCAGCCUCUAUUGAAAGCGAGGAGAUCCCCUCAGCCUCUUUGGUUGUAUUAGACCAUGGGCUAGAUCACAUUGAUCCAGCAAUCUUAAAUGAAGUAAGUGAUGGAAGUGGAAGACCAUGUAAACAAAAUUCAACUAGUGGUCAAGAUGAAAAUGUGAUUAAAGGAAGGGAAGACAAAGGCCAGGCCCUGACAAUCCAAAAGAAUGAGUCAAGUUUGUGUAAAACUGAGAUUUCUGAGGAGAAAAAAUUACCCACAAGUUCUUCUGAUUGUAGUGUUGAGAAAGUGGAGUCUGGUGAUGACACAAAGGAAACCAAGAAAGAUGCCUCUCAAUUCUUAAGCUCCCUUCCUGUCAACCAGCUAAGCUGUAAAGAUACCCUUCAACUGAUCGACUUCCCUUUGAAUUGUAACAACAGUAAUUUUGAAUCCAGUUUACAAUUAUCUGAUCACCAAUCUAAUGAAAGUGCACCACAAAGUAAUCAAUCCUUUCCUGAUUAUGAUAAGGGCAUGCAAAGUGUGGACAGUCAUGUAGGGUCUGGCUUACAGUCACACAUUUCAAAUGACCAAAUACACAAAGAACUAUCAGCAAAGCUUCCCAGUGUCACUAUUGACCUACCCUCUAAGGAUAAAGGCUCUGAAAAGAGUCAAGACACUGGCAUUCAGAAAGACUCCUGCACACAGUCUAAUCAUCCAACUCCAGAAGGGCCAACAAGUUCAACAGAGACUGUAAAAAAGCAAGCCCCAAGUAUUUCAGCAGAUUGUGCUUAUGGUAGCCAUAUUGCCCUUGGUGACAUCCCAUCUGGUUGCAGUGCUGAUAACAGUAACAAUGUUGCACAUUAUCAAAACUCCUGUUUACAACAAAAUAUCUCUGACAUGAAUGUACACUCGUGUCUAGAAAUGAAAACAGGUCCACACAAAAAUAAUACUUCUGACUCUUCUUUGGAUUCUGUUGGUCCCAGAGAGACUUGUGAUGACCAAAUAAAUCACUGUCAAGAAAAACUAAGUAAAAGUGAAAAAUUUCAUAAUGAUAACUGUAAUACACCCAAUCUAAAUCCAAGAUCUAAACUGGAAUUGUGCUCCCAGCCCAACUCUCCAAACACAGAUGUCGAUUCCCAUUUUGAUAAAGAUCCAACUGCCAGUGAUAGUAAAAUGUCUACCACAGUUGUAGAGAAUUGCAGUGUGCAGCCUCCAACAUCUGAAAAGGAAAAUGACUCUGGUGAAAUGGACUGUAUCGAGGAACUUCAUUCUUCAAAUGUUGACAUAAAUUCAUUUUCAGAAAGGGAAUGCAGUUGUCCAAGAGAGAAAACAAGUUUAUCGUUGUUUUCUGAUCCGUGCGAGUCACAGCUCAAAGUUCCCUUGGAGCAAGAACCACCUAUUCCUCAUGAAGAUAUUUCUGAAAAUGCAAGAGAGUCAUUCAAAGAAUUGGAUUCUUUUACAGUGGACGAAUCAGUGUCUGACAUGCUCUACGGUGAACCUUUGUCGGGAGAAAGCUCUUCAUGUGAUGCUGACGAAGCAGAUGCUGCAUUGGACCAGUGCAAAAAUGUAUCGGUGAGCAGGUCUGAAGAGAGCAGCAUGGAUCACACCAAGAGAUCAUCUUUUCAACUAAAACCUUCCUCACAGAUUAGAAAAAAGCUGCACCCCAUUGUCUUAUUAAGGGUCUCUGAUUCUGUGGAUAAAAGGAAUACCUCUUACCAGUGUGCAGAUUGUCAAUAUACAACCCAAAAUGUUGACAAUUUAAUUGAGCACCACUGUCAUUGCCAUUCAGAGCUCGGCUUUGAAUUCUGCAAGUCUUGCAACACUUACCUAAUGAAGAAUGAACAGAGAAGAAAGCACAUUUGCAAUGUGACUGGACAAACCUACAAAUCUUCUUAUUCCAUCCCAGAGAAGAAGAAAAGGACUCAUGGACGCCACAAGUGCAAUCAGUGCAAUAUAGUUUUUUCAAAAAUACUAGAGUAUGUCAAGCAUAUGCGGGGUCACACUGGCAAAACACCUUACAUGUGUAAUCGCUGUGGCACAUAUUUUGCACAGCCCGGUUGUGUGCAGAGGCACCUGAGCAUACCUGGUAGAUGCAAGCCCUACAAACUGCUACAGACAAAUUCAGAUGCUGUUGUCAUAAAAACUGAAACAGAGUCACAAAUAGAUGUUACACAAAACAUUCUUCAUCAAGGAAUGAAGGAAUGCUACAUCAAACUUGUUGACAUUUCCAGGAUGAAUCUCUGUCAUAUUUGUGGUAAAAGCUUUGCCAGUGCAAAGAAAGCCAAAAAGCACAUUUACUCUGUCCACAAUAGGAAGAAAGUGCAAGCCUUAGUAAAGGACACAACCACGAAUGUCAAAAGUGAGAACACUGCAAGAGUAGAGGAUGACACGAGCAGAAAAUAUCAAUGCCCCCUUUGUCCUCGCACUUUUAAAUUCUUCUACAACAGGUCUCGGCAUUUGCGGGAAUGUGCCACAAAUGACGUUUUUGGUGGCAAGGGUAAAUCUGGAGACAAAUACGUCUGUCCCUUGUGUAAAGGCAAGUUUACAUCCACAUCUAACAGAUACAAACAUAUUAGGGAGGUUUGCAUACGGCGCUGUAUUAGUCAGCUCGCAAAAGAAAAAACAAUGGGAUUACACGAGGAUAAAUGUGAACCACCUAAGGAAAAUGAUCUGAAACCCCGGUUGACAGAAAAAAUAAAGGACAGCCUUUCAAAGGAAAACCAACCACCAACAAAGUUGCCUCGAUACAAGUGCAGUCACUGCCCUGCAGUUUUCUUUCAUGCCUCUGGAAAGUAUAGGCAUCUAAAGAAACAUGAACUCUUUAAACUUACUGGAAAGAUCUUUAAGUAUAGGAAUUCCAUUUCCUCUACAAUUUCUAAACCGGAGCCUCCAAGUGAUAUGCAGACUGAGGGUGCUAAUCAGUCCCAAACAACAGCUGAAAGCAGAAGUCCCGUGAGUUGUCGCUUUUGUGGAAAAAACUUCAGUUUGUUAAAACUUCUGAAGAAACACCAACGAUGUCAUCGUGGUGACAGACCGUACCGCUGUCUUGAGUGUCGAAAGGGAUUUAAGCAACGAGCCCAUCUGAUUGGUCACAAGAAAAUUCAUCAGAGGAGAAUACAGUGCACUGUUUGCAGAAAGAUUCUGCCAACUAUUGGAGAACUUAUCCAGCACAGGCAGGAGCAUCUUAAAAGAGGUGUGCUUAAGUGUCCAGACUGUGAUUUGGAGUUCCAAUAUCCUGCAUUUCUGCUUCGACAUGUGAAAACCCAUGAAAAUAAAGACAAGAAAGCAGAUAAACUGGAAAAGGAAGCAUCAACAAAGCCAUUGGAAUCCUUGGAAGCUGUUGAAAAAAAUGAAGCAAAGCAAGUGCAAUGUUCCUUGUGCAAAGAAAUGUUUGAGGAUGCCCACACACUAAGAAAGCACUGCCUUACUCAUAUUUCAAAGUCCUGUUUGAACCAAUGUCCAUUUUGCAAAACAAAGUUACGUCAUCGUCACAACUUGCUGCGCCACAUGGUCAAACAUACAGGAGAAAAGCCCCUGUACUGCAAAGGUUGUACAAGACGGUUUUACAAAGAAACAAGUCUCAAGCUUCAUGCUCAGAAGUGUUUAAAACCAGUCUCAUCACAGUCUCAAAGUAAGACAAAGAAACGCUUCAAAUGUUCUAUUUGUCCACGGAGCUUUUCUAAAAAGGACCGCUGGAAAAAUCAUCUUCUGGGCCACAAGAAAAAGACACUCAACUUUUGUUCGAAUUGUGAGCAGUACUUCGGCAGUAACAAAAUUAGCAGUCAUUUGAAGGAUUGUAAAGGUGCAGAGCAUGCCGUCGACAACAAGUUACCCCCUUGCAAUUCGACUAGCUCUUCAGAAAUCCAGACUGUCCAUCAAAAAGCCUCUAGGGCUGAUUCAUUCAAGACAUUCAGUUAUACAUGUCCUUACUGCGAACAGAAAUACAGGUUUAAAUCGAUAUUCUUGCGACAUCUAGUUUCACAUACUGGAGUACAGCCUUAUCCAUGCACGUACUGCCGUGAGAGGUUUAAAUCUCAGACCCUGUGCUUACAACAUGAGGCUAUCUGUGGUGGUGCUGCUAAUGAAGGACUAUCAAAACCCAAAGCUGAUGGUCCAACAAAAAUGGACUCCAUUAGAGAGACAUCUCUGAAACCCCAUCCAGACAGUGAAGCUCAGUACAAGUGCAAGUUCUGCACAAAGACUUUCAUGAAAGCAAGAAACUUGAGACGUCAUAUUUUGACACACAAUGAAGUGAAGCCAUACCGCUGUAAAGCUUGUGACAGCUGUUUUUCACGAUAUGAUCAUCUGAAAGUCCACCAAGCUCGCUGCAAAGGUACAAAGACACGACUGGAGGUCAGAAUCCCCAAAAUCAAAUUGGAGGAUAUUGGAAAAGGUUGGCAGGCGAACUUUGAGAAACAGGAACUUAUAAAACAGAACACAUUUGACUGUGAAGUCUGCAUGAGAACCUUCUCUUGUCAGUCUAAACUGUCCAGACAUUUCACUAUGUUUCAUGCUGUAAAGCCUUUCAAGUGCAAUCGCUGUGGCUCUGCUUUCUCUCAUGAAAAAACUCUGAAACAACACUUGAAAAUAAAGAAAUGUGCCCCUAACAAGCAUCCCCAACAAGGACCAAACUCUUUUCUUUCAUUGGGAACACCUCGUACAACCUCUAAUGAUAAAGGGAAACUUUAUAAAGUAAAAAAUCGAAUGCUGAUGAGGCUCCAGCCAUUUGCCAACAAAAUGCUGAAAUAUAUUUGCAGUUUUUGCCCUCGUGCUUUUAAAAACUCAUGGCAACUACAGAUCCACACUCGAUUACACACAGGAGAAAAGCCAUAUCCUUGUGAGAAUUGUGGAGAGAGAUUCAUAAGGAAGGACUAUGUAAAGCGUCAUCAAGUGAAGUGCAGCCGAAAAUGUCAGCAGAAAAAAGUUCUAUGUGAGAAAUGUGGUGGAUUUUUCUCAGAAAACAAGCUUGCAAAUCACAAAAAAGUUUGCACUCUAAAGUCGGCUUCACCAGCAGUUUCCUUGCAGUCAAACAGUCACCAAAGUCCACCAAAAGGAUUUUCAUGUGCAUACUGUAGUUUGCGCUUUUUGCUGUUUUCACAGCUGCAGGAGCAUUUUUUGAGUACCCACAAGAUGGAAACAAUGAAAGAACCAGUCUCAACUGCUCCUCUGCAACAACUUCUGUCUGACAUGCCAAACAUUAAGGAAGAGCCCACUGAUGAGGGUUAUGAAGGGGAGCUUUGUAAUCCUUCAAGUUCCCCCUGUAAAGUAGAGUCAGCUCCCACACCUGUCACCGCAAAACAGUGGGUCUGUCAAAAGUGUAAUCUGACUUUUACCAAUAAAGCUGGACUAGCUGGUCAUCAGCGUGUGCACCAAACAGGACAUCCCUUCAACUGUAAAAGCUGCAACAGGGGUUUCUGGAAUAAAACUCAACUUCGCAAUCAUUUUAGAAAAUGUAAACCCAGUGCUGUUCAUUUUGCAGCAAAAGACUCUGACCUUGAAACAUACAAUGAACUCCAAAUAGAAAGUGAAUCAGAAGUGUUGCCAUCUAUGUCUCGUAAGGAUGACUUGGAGGAUAAGUCAACAGAAAGCAGCCAAGUUGCAAGCAAAGCAAAGAAGAAUGUAUCAUACCAAUGUUCAGAAUGUAAUGAAAGUUUUACCGAUGGCUUGAUGCUAAUCAGUCACCUUGAGGACCAUGGUAGACGAGAACAAGAGAAAAAGAUAAAUACAUGUGCCAAGUGUGGACAGUGGUUUUCCAAUCCAGCACUUUUAGAAAAGCAUAUGAAGCUGCAUGGAAUUAGCAAGAACCACUCAUGCACGAUCUGCUUGCAGACAUUUUUCACCUUGUCUGAACUUGAAAGACACAAAGCCAGUCAUGAAAUUAAAAAAAAAUUUGCUUGCAAACUGUGCAAAUCCACUUUCUGGACCAGGCCAUUGUUAUGUGAGCACUACACUAAAGAUCAUGAAGAUGUUAUAUUUAAGUGUCAAUUCUGCAGCAAAGCCUAUGCAGUGAAGAAAUCCCUCUCUAGACAUUAUAAAAAGUGGCACACCAAAGAUUUGAAGGACCUUGCAAGUUCAACCCUAAAAAAGGGCCCAGUUGAACAACAACCUGGCAGUCAAGUAAGCACUACUGGUGAAAGUGAUGAGGAUGACCCUAACUGUAGUGACAGCAACUCUGAUGCUGCUCCGUACUUCCCAUGUCAUGUGUGCGGCAAGACCUUCCCAACGUCAGAAAGUCUGGAGGAUCACCAGCUUUGUCACCUGGGUGAAAAGCCACAUGAAUGUUCAGAGUGUGGUAAAUGCUUUUUCCAGGCAUCCCAGCUGCAGCAGCACCAACGAAUGCACAAGUCUGAGUUUCAGUGUCAGAUUUGCGGCCGGGGCUUUGUCUCCCUUUUUGCAUUGCGGAAUCACAAGCAUUCUCACGGGAAGAGUCGUCCACACCGUUGCUCCAAGUGUGAUCUUAGUUUCACUGGACCCAUACAGCUGGCAGAGCACAUGUCAACCCAUCGUGAAGAGAGCUUCCCCUGUGACAUUUGCAAUAAGGUGUUUCAAUGCAAAAGCAGUAGAGCUGAGCAUCGGAAAAGCCACUCCAGGUCAGGUGACUGUCCCUCGCCUUCAACCUCAGUGGGAGAGUCUUCACAAUCUCAAAGCACCUUUGCAUAUACGACAGUCUAUAAAUACCGCUGUGGUAUUUGUCGCGAGCGUUUCCGAGAUCCAGAGGAGCUUUCAGAGCAUGGUUGCAUGAAGGCUGUAGAGCGACACUACCCUUGUAAAGACUGCAACAAACACUUUCUUCAUGCAUCUCAUCUAAAAAAGCACAGGAAUACUCACCAUCCAUCAUGGCCUCAAAGAGAAUAUGCAUGCAGCCAAUGCAACAAGAGUUAUUCCUCCUCAGAGCACUUCACUGCCCACCUCAAAAACCAUGUGGAAGCCGCAGAUGAAAAUACAAGCGGAACACCUUCAAACACUUUCAUGUGUCCAGUUUGCUAUCAGUGUUUUACUGGUGCCUCUGAACUGAUUAGUCAUUUUUCCAAACACCCUGAUGUAAUGUCUAAAACAGAAAAAAUUAGACUUCACCCCUCUGAAAGCAAGCAGCACAAUUUAACACCAACAGAUAAAUACGAAUGCACGGUGUGUAGCAAGAGCUUUGAGGGGGGCGAUUCUUUCCGGCACCACCAUUGCUCCCAGAAGCAGCUGGUAGCAGCAGAAAGACUGUUGGUAAAAAAUUCUAAUCAUCGUUUAGCGGAAGAGGACGAAGAGGAUGAAGAGGAGGACGAAGAGGUAGAUGUUACAGGAGAGGACUUGUUCAAGUGUUUUGACUGCACAAUGCAUUUCUCUUCCAAAAGUGCUUUGCUGGAGCAUCAAAACAAACAACAUCCAAAUGGGAAGAAGUUCAGAUGCGGAAAGUGUGGAAAGACCUUUGCCAAGAAAAUUUACCUCCGAAAACAUGAAAGUAGACAUCAGAAAAAUGAGGCUGUUCAACCCGCAGUUCAGCACCCUGACAAGGGGCUGACAUGUUCCCGCUGUAGCACCACUGUAAACUCUGUGCAAGAAUUGUCUUCGCACAUGAGACUCCAUGCUGAAAAAGAGGCAGGAAGCUUCCGCUGUGACAUGUGCUACAAGUCAUUUAGCCACAAACUGCUUUUGAAGCAACAUCAAGAGAGUCAUGUUGGUGAGGUUGUGUAUGAAUGUACAGAAUGUGACAAAGCUUUUGCUUUCCCUCAUCUUCUUGAUGAGCAUCAAAAGACACAUGGUGGUUCCUCCAAGUAACCCUACUCUUUGAGUAUCUUGAAACUCCCUCCUGCCUCAGUUGUCAGUGUGAACUUCACAAAACGAAAAUCUUUGUUUUUGUUUUUCCUGAAUCUUGAAAGAGUUGAGCUGAUUUUACAUCUUGGCCUGUUUAUGUUUAUGUUAUGUUUAUCGGUUUGUGUUUGUUCCAAAAUUGGAACAGUGGAGCCACAUUUUUUUUGAAAGUGUAAAUCCAAAACCUUUAGCUUGGGAAUUUUCAAGAUUGUGUCUUAAAUAAACCCAGAAUCCUAAGGUCCCUUGGCAGUUUGGUUGACAAUGUAUUAUUUAGUGUAUUUUAAUCCUCUGGAGUUUUGUAUGUUAUAACAAUUCCUUACUUUGUAUAUAUACAUAGAAUUCAUUUUGCUCUCUUUCCUUAAAUCAAUGUUUGUAUUUUUCUUUCUUAGGAUAUUGUGUAAAAUCUAAUGUGCAUUGUAAAGAUUCUCUUGGUGGACUAUUAUUUUGACCUGCAAAAAAUGGUAAAUGUUUUACUGAAUUGAUUGAGUCGGUCAAGUAAAGUUACCUACAAAGUUU
Messenger RNA from Oryzias latipes (Japanese medaka), 9835 nucleotides. Its product is annotated as zinc finger protein 1035. The record is from RefSeq and is a predicted model, not a curated record. NCBI's taxonomy places the organism in Eukaryota, Metazoa, Chordata, Actinopteri, Beloniformes, Adrianichthyidae. Gene Ontology annotation, biological process: regulation of DNA-templated transcription. Gene Ontology annotation, molecular function: RNA polymerase II cis-regulatory region sequence-specific DNA binding; DNA-binding transcription factor activity, RNA polymerase II-specific.